Messenger RNA from Choloepus didactylus (southern two-toed sloth), 1909 nucleotides. RefSeq names its product methylsterol monooxygenase 1-like. Lineage: Eukaryota; Metazoa; Chordata; Mammalia; Pilosa; Megalonychidae. Gene Ontology annotation, molecular function: iron ion binding; C-4 methylsterol oxidase activity. The transcript has 2 exons. The record is from RefSeq and is a predicted model, not a curated record. Gene Ontology annotation, biological process: sterol biosynthetic process. The coding region runs from base 125 to 1006 and encodes 293 amino acids.
CCACCCCCGGGCCGCUGAGGCAGGUUGCGAAGCUGCGGCACCUGGCUGCGCCAGUCUGACUGUGACCCGUAGCUCCCGCGCGACAGUCCAGAGAAUUAUACAGAUAUCUGAAGAGAACUGAAAAAUGGCAACAAAUCAAAGUGUCAGCAUCCUUAGUUCAGUAUCCUUAGCUGUGGAGUAUGUCAAUUCACUUCUUCCUGAGAAUCCUCUGCAAGAACCAUUUAAAAAUGCUUGGAAUUACAUGUUGAGUAAUUAUACAAAGUUCCAGAUUGCAACCUGGGGAUCCCUUAUUGUUCAUGAGUUCAUUUAUUUCUUGUUCUGUUUACCUGGAUUUUUGUUUCAAUUUAUUCCUUACAUGAAAAAGUACAAAAUUCAAAAGGAUAAAUCAGAAACAUUGGAAGACCAAUGGAAAUGUUUUAAAGUGCUUCUCUUUAAUCACUUUUGUAUCCAACUGCCCUUGAUUUGUGGAACCUAUUAUUUUACAGAGUAUUUCAGUAUUCCUUACGACUGGGAAACAAUGCCAAGAUGGUAUAAGCUUCUGGCCAGAUGCUUUGCCUGCGCAGUGAUUGAGGACACCUGGCACUAUUUCCUGCAUAGGCUCUUACACCACAAAAGAAUAUAUAAAUAUAUUCAUAAAGUUCAUCAUGAUUUUCAGGCUCCAUUUGGAAUGGAAGCUGAAUAUGCACAUCCUCUGGAAACCAUAAUUCUUGGAACUGGAUUUUUCAUUGGAAUCUUGCUUUUGUGUGAUCAUGUAAUUCUUCUUUGGGCAUGGGUAACCGUUCGUUUGAUGGAAACUAUUGAUGUCCAUAGUGGUUAUGAUAUUCCUCUCAACCCUUUAAAUCUCAUCCCUUUCUAUGCUGGUUCUCGGCAUCAUGAUUUUCACCACAUGAACUUCAUCGGAAACUAUGCUUCGACAUUUACAUGGUGGGACAGACUUUUUGGAACAGACUCUCAGUAUAUUGCCUACACUGAAAAGAAGAAGAAAUUUGAGAAAAAGACUGAAUAAACAUUUUACAUAGACCUUCCUGAAGAUACAUAUUUUCCUGAAUUGAAACUAUUAGCUAACAUUGCUUCUGAGGAGCAGAAAUAAGCAUGUGUUUUGGCUGCUAAGAUACAAAGAUACAAAGAACAUUAACACCUUUAAUUAUCUUUCUAGUGGGAACUUUUUGUACUUUACAUACAAGUUCUAUAUAUGUAGAAAAAGUCAUUAAAGUGCAAUUUUUUUUAGGAAAUUGUAAAGGCCAUGUUGCUAAUCUUAUAAAAAGGUUUUAGGUACUGGGAGAAGUAUUAAUUUAUCUCUUUUUUGCUGUAAUACCGUAGGCCUGAAGUUGGAAUUGGUCUGUAAAUCUUUUAGAUAUAUAGUGCCCAUUUCAGAGAAAUCUUAGUAGUGGUGCUAUUGUCCUCAUAUUGAACUUUAAGCAUUUUUUUAGAAUUUGCCUAAUGAUCAAAUAUCAUGGGUUGGACCCAUACAUGUUGAAAAAGUGAAUGACUGAAGCUGCUGAAUCAGGAAUAUCCACCCCUGAGAACUUCCACUCUUGGGAGCUGACAAAUUUGGGGUGAUUCUCCCUUUUUUUGAGGGGUCCAUAUUGAUUGUAAUGUACUACUGGCAUCAAUAAAUUAAAGCAUUUAUGUAUGGGUGUAAUUAGUCUAAAGGUUUCCAAAGUUACUUGAAUUUUUUUAAAUUGAGCCUUAUUUCUGUUAUUUACACUUUCAUUUUUGUAUGUCGAGUUCUCUUUAUACUGUAUGUUGAAACUUUUUGAACUGAUUUGCUGUAUUUGCACUUUGAGCAGUUGAGAUAAAUGUGACUUUUGUCUGAUUAUGUGGUUUCCAUUUCUGAACAUCAUCUGUCACCUUUUAUUCUUACAAAAAAAUGUGCAGAAAUCAUUUAAUAAUUACAUUUUAUAAUUAA